CGACCCAACCAUAGCUAACCAACGCCUUAUUUCCCCUUCCUUAAGCAACAGCCUCGCCUGCUUCAAUGUCACCCUCUUCGCUUGAUCGCUCGUCCAUUACUGUGAUCGGUACUCAGUCCGUCAACCUCGCUUCUCGUCGUCUUUCCUCUCUCAACUGAUCACCAAGCUCGACAUCAUGGCUCAACUUCAUUGCCCUAAACAUCCUUCCUUUUCCCAACAUCAUUCUGCGCUGUGACUGACUUUAAAGUUACCAGCUGGCUUGGCCAAGUUCAUCAUCCUGGGAAGACUCAAUUUCCCUCUUCGAGCCAAUCCCGUCUCCUAUUGGCCGUGUACCUCCAAUCACUCGAGGCCACCAGCCCCAAGGCGCCUCGGGCCCCUGUUCUGUGCCUCCUGGAUCGCUCAGUCCGCUUUCCAAGUCCACAGACUUCGGAUUCACACAGUUGAUUCUCAAACAGCCUCAUCAAGCCUCAUCUUGUCCAUGCAGAUCGAGGCAUGGACAUCCACGGGUCUACACCUGCGCACCUUCCUUACGACUUCCCUGGGACUCCAAGCCAACACCAGCCAAAUAUCCAAGGCCCUGACCUUUCACAAUCCUCAGCCGCAGACAGCGCCCAACCUGUCCAGGUCAUCUCAUCUCUGAUCAAUUCUCUCAGUGCCAUCACCGCCGCAGCGAAACAAGACUCGGAUAGAGACGAUUUUGAUCUAAUUCAAUACCAAUCCCAGCUAUCAGCAGCUUUGCCAGCGGCCGAACCAGCAGAAGAUUUGGAACGCGACUCACACAAUCACCCCAUUAUCGAUGAUAGCAGCGACGACCAAGCCGCCGUUGCGCCAGUAAUCCGGUAUGCACGACGCCCACCUGCCCCGCAGAAACGGUCGACAAAGUCUCGAUUUUCCUCCCUCGUCUCCAAUCAACCCUGCCUCACUACCCGCGAGUCACAACAGAGCUUGAGAUCUCGAGCCGAGACCGAAAGUGUCGGCGUUGUUAGCAUCGACCGCAAACGGGGAUCUAGUGCAAGUUCCACCUUCUCACUCCUGAGCGGCUUCAGCGUUCCACGCCGUAGGCUCACCAGCGAAUCCCUCCGCGACAUGGCGACAAGACCAGUUGCUCCAAAACGGCUAUCGUCCGACCGCCGGCGCAGGCCAGAAUCAUUGUCCAACAUUGAGCAAGAAAGAGAUAUGAGAUUUCCAAUUCGCACGUCCUCCCUGGAUGAUUAUUCCGUUCAAGGACACACUGAUGAUCCCGGUGUCGAGGCUUCCAUCUUACCCGUCAUCAAUCGCCUGAGCAAGCUUGACUUGGCCAACCACGCGAUCCCAUCUCGACGUUCAUCUCUCCGGAAAAGCCUAACAGGCGUAAAUGAGCAGUCUGACGCAUACCGAUAUUCUACACCAAAUAACAAACUCAAAGAGCUCAACAUCGACGCCGACCUGAUCGAAGAUGAUAAUUCCACCGUCCGGAGAAUUCGAGAACUCCAGGAGGCCCGUGAACAGCGACAACGAGAAUGGCGCAACGAGGCACGCAAGUCGGAGAAGGCGGCCAAAAGGCACACAAUCGCCACAGCAAAGGUCUCUCGCCGCUCUAGUCCUUACCCGACCUCGAGGUUGUCAGUCACCGAUGUGGUCUUGGAGUCGCCAGAAGUGGACAUAGAGCCCCUGGUAUCGGCCACCGUUACUGCUUCUGAUCUUGCUAUUAUGCCUGCUUUGGUCAGCCAAUCGGAGGAACCUGUUAGACCUCAGCAAUCUAAUUCUAAUGGUACCGCGCCUUCUCUUUCUCGCAACAACAGCACUCGCAUCCACGGGCGAAACCCCGUGCAACCGCUCAAACGAUCUUCAAUCACCAACUCUGUCAAACUUGACAGUAGUCUUUCCGAGAUCAGAGCCAUCUCAGAUGAAGUGGAAUCUUUUCUCGGUGCACCCCGCUUUACCCAGAAGAUCCGACAUCCCCGGACGGGUCGUACGAUUGCAUUUUCCGAGGUGGGAGACCCAGACGGCUUUGUGGUCUUGUGCUGUGUGGGCAUGGGCCUGACCCGCUAUCUUACCGCCUUUUACGAUGAGUUGGCUCGAACUCUGCGCCUGCGAUUGAUCACACCAGAUCGUCCAGGAGUUGGCGAGAGUUCAGCGUUGCCCGAAGCCUCGUGUACGCCGCUCAAUUGGGUGGAUGAUGUCGCUGUCAUCUGUAGUUCACUUGAAAUUACGCGAUUUUCUCUCCUUGCUCACUCAGCUGGCGCCAUCUACGCCCUGGCCGCCGCCUUAAAGAUGCCACAAUUUGUGAGGGGCCGUAUUCAUCUCCUGGCCCCGUGGAUUCCACCAUCACAGAUGCCCAAAGGGGCUGCCCUGGGGCCAGACUCGCAGCCCAUCGCCAAUCUUCCGAUAAGUCACCGGAUAUUGAGUGUACUUCCAGCCCAGAUUCUGAAAGUGGCCAAUUCUCGCUUCUUGACUGCAACGAGUGCUUCGGUCGACGCAAAGCCUCUCAAGAAGAAAAGCAAGCCAUGGGAGAACUUUGAUUUCGCCCUGGAAAACGCCUUCCAGGACGUCGAGAAUGACCCCGCGUUCGGACAGGAUCCGACAGGGAUGGACAAGGAGAAUGUCCAGAAUGGCAAUGUCAAUCGACCACGAAGCGUUUCGUGCUAUGAGACAACUAAUACAAACCUGGGCCUUCAAUCGACAGCUCAUUCAGGUUCAAGUCCUGAAUCACAACGUCAGGGGCAGCUCCCCAACAGGCCGGCCGCGGCUGGUUCACGGCCGGUUUCACCUCGGCUGACUGCUGAAGCCAGGCAGUCCCUGUAUAACCAGUCUCUCACGCACCGGAUCUGGGCACUUGCCACAAUGAAUGCCAAUCCUGCACAAGAUCUAGUGGUAUGCCUGGAACGAAGACGGACGAUUGGAUUCCGCUACGCCGAAGUGACACGUUCGGUGGUGAUACAUCAUGGAGCACGGGACUCGCGCGUCCCGUUAGACAAUGUGCGGUGGCUCCAAAGCGUGAUGAAAAGGUGCGAUCUACGAGUCCUGGAAACCGAGGGACAUGGUUUGAUGGCCUCUGCAUCCGCCAUGUCGACGGUGCUUAGCGAGAUUGCUAAGGAAUGGGAAGAGUGGGAGAAAAUAGCCAUGGGUAAAGAGAAGAAGAAGAAGAAGGACGAAACGAGUUCCCCGGCAGGCUCGCGACCACGGCGGGGGAGUAAUUUAUAAUGGUCUUCUCCCUGGUGUACGAUGGCGACCAGGCGCUGGAUGCCGGGUCUGAUGUUGAUAAAUGUACAGAUGGUCAAUAGGGAGAAACAUAUGUCAUUGAUAUAGAAAGCACAUUAUUAAUCCAAAAGCGAGGCAUGAUGUUAAUUGCAGUCUGACAUGUUGGGUCAUAGAGAUGAGGAGUGAUAAUUGAAC
Messenger RNA from Exophiala mesophila, 3375 nucleotides. RefSeq lists its product as uncharacterized. The transcript has a single exon. NCBI's taxonomy places the organism in Eukaryota, Fungi, Ascomycota, Eurotiomycetes, Chaetothyriales, Herpotrichiellaceae. The record is from RefSeq and is a predicted model, not a curated record. Bases 493 to 3183 code for a protein of 896 amino acids.